AUGCAUUUCCGUAUGAAGACCAUCGCGCGCAAGAUGUGCUCAGCCCUGCGGCAGGCCGCUACUACUCCUGCCACAGCAACACCUGUCGCGUCGACUACCUCAACCGCUGCAUUGACCAUCGCAUCAACCACCACAUCGACUGUGUCAUGCACAACCAAUGUGCUUCGCCGGGCCUGCCGCGCCGCGUUUAAGUUCAAGUCCAAGGCCGACAACGACAACAACAACAACAAAUCCUCUCGCACAAUCUACGAGCUCCAGCGCGCCCUUGCGGAAGAGCGCGCCGCCCGCUAUGUGGCUGAGGCCACCCUGGAUGAGGCUGAGGGCGCACUUUCCGAGCUGAGAAUGGAAUAUGUGAGUCAAUACGCGGCCUGCUUUGUGGCCGAAAGCAACCAUGCAGAGACGGAUGCUGCAAGGCUCAAGGAGCUGGAGGCUUUCCGCGCCCAGGAGGAGGCCGGCCGAGUUGCAACUGAGUCCGCUUGCGCCAGCAUGGGCGUCGCGGUGGCAAAUCUGGAGGCUGCUCUGAGCGCCGCCGAUGCCGCGCAUACCGAGUCAAUGACCGCUUUUGCUGAGGCACUUGAGCUCCACAUAAAGCUCGCAGAUACGAGCCGCACUGCCAGCCAGCUUGCAGCCAAGAGCGGAAUUGACCAGCAGCACCAGCUGGCCGACGUCAACGGGCAGUUGGACGCUACCAAGCAGACAAACGAGCUGCUUCAAGAUCAGGUGCAGGAGCUGCAGCGCGGCGCCAAGAAGCACUUUCUGGAUCUCGAUGAAAUCCACAGCGAGCUUCUGUGCCUGAGGAAGGCAGUGGCCAACUACCGCGUGGCCACGGCUGGUGGCCACCAGAUGUGCAUCUACUGCACUGCUACACUCGGUGCUGCCACUGCGAGCGAGCUGGUCAGGCGCUGA
Messenger RNA from Kickxella alabastrina, 906 nucleotides. RefSeq lists its product as uncharacterized. The transcript is spliced from 2 exons. The record is from RefSeq and is a predicted model, not a curated record. Lineage: Eukaryota; Fungi; Kickxellomycota; Kickxellomycetes; Kickxellales; Kickxellaceae. Bases 1 to 906 code for a protein of 301 amino acids.